This is a messenger RNA of Apiotrichum porosum, 2475 nucleotides long. RefSeq lists its product as uncharacterized. The coding region runs from base 1 to 2475 and encodes 824 amino acids. NCBI's taxonomy places the organism in Eukaryota, Fungi, Basidiomycota, Tremellomycetes, Trichosporonales, Trichosporonaceae. The record is from RefSeq and is a predicted model, not a curated record. Gene Ontology annotation, molecular function: magnesium ion transmembrane transporter activity; cobalt ion transmembrane transporter activity; cobalt ion binding. Gene Ontology annotation, biological process: metal ion transport; transmembrane transport. The transcript is spliced from 10 exons. Gene Ontology annotation, cellular component: membrane.
AUGGACCGGCCACAGCUGAGCAUCUCUCCAGGUGGGCCGGACCGCGAUGGCGAGCAGGGAGCCCAACAGCCACCCCGCGGCGGGGCGCCAUACUUUCGGCGCACGUCGCUGGCCAUCGCCGCCGCCCGGCGGUUCACGCUAUACGAAACGCAGGCGGGCCAAGUACCCCCGACGCCCAUCCUCGUCGGCUCGCCCACGACCAUGUCGGCCGCUCCGUCCCCCGCAGUCGGGACCGGCCACUCGGCGUCGCGGCCCAUCUCGCCGCGCGUCGCGCGCGUCCAGGACCGCGUGACCGAUCCCGAGGCCCCACCCAUCGGCGUGACGUUUGGCGGCAUCAGCGUCGGCGGGACGGGCAUGUUUGGCGGCCGCGGAGCGCCCAGCGCCGCCAUGUACGCGUCCCCGCUGCGCGAGGAGGAGAGCGAGGACGAGGACGAGGGCGCGAGCCGCGCGGCCAUGGUGGCGCGAAUGGCAGGGGCACACCUCCACGACGACGAGAACACGCCGUUCCUCCGCCCCGGUAUGGGCUUUGGCGGGAACUCGGCGAGCGCGACGGGGUAUAAUGGCGGUGCCGGGGUUGGAGGGGUUGGAGGAGGGGUUGGCGGCCGCCCGCGGCCAGCGAGGAGGAGGAGCUCGGCCGCACCGCCGCGAUACCGCUGGCUGAGCGGCAGCGGGGUCGGCAACACGGGCGACGAGCCCGGUGUGGAUGUGCGCAGUGCCCGCGACCAGGAAACGUAUGCCCACCUCAAGGCCCGGACACAUGUCACUGUCGUCGACUACUCGUCCGACCCCGAUGCCGACGAUACCAACGUCCGCGUCGACUUUCCCGGCGGACGGCUCGCCCAGUGGCUGGCGAGCAGUGCUGGGCAGCGGCCGGUAGUCAAUGGAAAGCAUAUGGGCGUGCGCUGGAUCCACGUCGCAGGUCUCAACUGGGAGGUCAUCAAGACCCUCACUAUCAAAUUCCAACUCCACCCUCUGGCCGUCGAGGACGCCCUGCGCUCCAGCCGUAACCCGCGCAGCAAGUGUGAUUUCUACAAGACACAUCUCUACCUGCAGAUCCUCGUGCAGCACAUCCACGCCCCGGACCGCUUGGCGCUCGCGCGCGCCGCAGAGGGCUUUGACGACACGGAGUGGCCGUCUAGCAUUGCCGACGACGACGAGUUUCCCAUUGAGGGUCCUCGUCGUCGCAAGCCGUGGGCGUUUUGGAGGCACAGCGGAGAGAUCAGGCUGCCUGAAGGUGUCGACUCGGUGUUUGAGCCGAGCGUGCGGGACACCAUGGGACGGUCCAACGAUACAAAGAAGGGCGUGCAGACGGCCGCAAGUCGGAUCGCUAUUGACCAGCUCUCGGCGUCGUGCAUGGUUCCAAUUCGCAAGGGCGUCCUGAGCGUGUUCAUGAUGAAGGACGGCACGCUCAUUUCGCUGUGCGCGCACGAGAUCCACGAGGCCCUGGAGCCCAUCUACGAGCGUCUCGAGGACGAACACUCGCUCCUCCGCCGCUCGGGUGAUGUGAGCAUGCUGGCACACGCGCUGCUGGACGUCACCGUCGACCUGGCUGUGGAGAUUACGCAGGCGUUCGAGGAGGAGAUUCUCAAUGCAGAGUCCAAGGUGCUGGUCCAGGCCCAGCUCAACCUGGUUCGCCGUCUGCACAUCAUUCAGGCCCAGAUCACCCGCUUCAGGCGCCAGCUCUCAGGUCUCCUGCACGCAUGCUACAUCCUGCGUGAUCAGGAUGCACAGCGUGCCCAGGCAGCCGGAUCACUCACCUUGCCGCGCCGUGCUCGUCUGGUCAGUGACACCGCGUCCAUGGCUACCAGCGGCAACAGUUCUGGCGACACGACAGGUACAGGUACACCGCCCACCGCAUCGGCUUUGAGCAUGACGCCAACCAACGCACCGGCCAACCCGCAAGCAGGCAUUGUGGGCCCCAUCCCCGGCCACCAUAACGGACAUCUCCCAGACCACUGGACACCGGCCGCCGCAUCAGCCGACCCGUCCGCGCCACCAGGCCGUGAGAGCCUCGCCCCACCAGCGGCAUGUCCCACCCCGACGCUGGUGAAUGGCGUCAACCAGUCGCUCGGAUACUUCUCUCCCUUGGCAAAAGUGUACAUGAACGACGUGAUUGACCAUUUGGAGAUGGUCGUGUCCUCGGCGGAACAGUUUGUCGGCACUUGUGACCACUUGACCGACUAUGUCUUUAACGUGCUUUCGUUCCACACAAACAACUCGAUGGAGCGUCUCAGCAUCGUCACCGUCGUGUUCCUUCCGCUGACGUUCAUCGCCUCGUACUUUGGAAUGAACUUUACAGAGUUCCCCUCGCUCGAGAACCCAGACAGCUACUUCUGGCGCGUCGCCGCACCGUGCACCGUCGCCUUCUUUGUCGUCUUCAGCUACGGGUACAUUGCCCAGGCCCUGGGCAACACGGUGACAAAGCUGCAGCGCUACCGCCGCGAGAGGGACUUGGCUGUCGCGAUGGAGAAGUAG